CUUCAUAUAUAUCAGAGGGGGGAUACAACCCACAGACACUGUGGCUCUUUGCAAUUGUGAAUCUCUUCAGCUGAGGAUUGUGCUGGGAUUGAUUUAAAUGCAAAGAAACAACAGGAUACUGAACUUCACUGCAGGAAUUAAAUUACAGGAUAUGCUGUGUUUAGGAGACUCUCCUGACUGCCUCCGGGACCAAAUGCAGUGCAUGAUGAGAUCCUUGCAGGACCUGAAGCAGAUAAGCAGGCCGAGGCCACUGAGUGAACCAUGUGCUCGGUCCUUUGCUGUGACUCGGCUCUGCAAACAGAGGGCACAGCAAGAGAGACUCGCUCGUCUACGUGUUUCUGACUCCAGUGAAGCCAGCACAUAUGAUUCUGCCUGCUGCCUGGCCAGCCCCCUGGAAGAAGAUGAAGAGCAUCAGGAGCAUGAGCGUUUGACACAGGGCUCCCCAAGCAGUGAAAAGAGUCUGGACUUUGACUCAGGUUAUUCUGAGGCUUCUUGGCAGGAUGAAGGUGUGGUGCUGAGGAGAACCAGGAAUGUGCGAGUCUCCUCUUCAGCCUGCCUUCGCACAAACAGAGGAGCCUCUGGAAGAAUCCGUCCCAAAUCAACCUCGGACGCCUGCCUGGAGCGCUGGACCUCAUUUGAAGCCAGCAACCCAGAGGACUGGACGACAUCGCUGCUGAGCCGCAGCAGGAACAGACAGCCUCUGGUUCUGGGGGACAACAGCUUUGCUGACCUAAUAAAGAACUGGAUGGACCUACCCGAGUGUCCUGAGCCAGCAGAACUAAAGCCCAGUGUGGGUCGGCGCAUGGCGAAAGACAUUUUGGUCAACAUGCGGCGCAGAAUAGCAGGGAUGUCUAAAAAUGUUGAGGUGAGGCCGAGGACAGCAGACUUGACAAGGGUCAGCAGGGCUGCGGAGGAUCCCAAACGGAUGUCCUGUCCUGUGGGGCUCCAGGCGCUGAAACCUUUCUUUCACCAGUCCCACACGGGCCUACAUGAGCCGGACACUGACUUCUACCAAUUCACUGCUCUCAUGAAGACAGGCAGCCGACAACCCAUUAUAUGCAAUGACACUAUUGGAUAUAUUUAAGUGAGGCUCCAGUCUGACCAUUCAAAUAAAUUGUGAUAAGAUGGUUGUAUUUUUAUAUUGGAGUUUGUCCACAAUGUUGAUACAUCUGUAAUAAAAGUGUUUUGUAUUUAAUGAAAA
This is a messenger RNA of Eleginops maclovinus (Patagonian blennie), 1201 nucleotides long. It is a transcript of the gene inka1b, whose product is annotated as inka box actin regulator 1b. NCBI's taxonomy places the organism in Eukaryota, Metazoa, Chordata, Actinopteri, Perciformes, Eleginopidae. Gene Ontology annotation, molecular function: protein serine/threonine kinase inhibitor activity; protein kinase binding. The transcript has 3 exons. The record is from RefSeq and is a predicted model, not a curated record. The coding region runs from base 98 to 1084 and encodes 328 amino acids. Gene Ontology annotation, cellular component: nucleus.